AUGUUCAGGUCCAGCCAACAAUCCAACAGUAAAUCAGAACCAGAUGGGAAACCUAAGUUCCUCCCAGUCAGCCUCAUAUCAUGGCUUUGGGACGCGUCGGAGACCAACACCGACCUGGCAGAGGGGCACAAUUCGAGCCCAUCCCACAGCCGCCACUGGACCGAAGGCAUUAUAAUCUGUGCCUGGGUCGAAGCCACUGUCCUAUUCCUUAAUGUCCUGCUCACCAUUAUCGCGGCCGGAAUUGCGUACUCAGGAAGUAACCAGGCAGGCUUCCCUUUUGCCUCACUGUUCACCGGGAAAUGUUCGACAGCAAAGAACUGGACUACUGGUUUGCACUUGAUUAUUAACAUUCUGAGCACGGCUAUGUUAGGUGCAAGUAACUACUGCAUGCAGUGCCUUGCGUCACCAUCCCGAUCCCAGGUCGAUGAGGCGCAUAGGAAGCGGGUGUGGCUGCGGAUUGGAGUCCCGAAUAUUUGGGACUUAUUAAGGAGACAACGGGGCAAGAGACAGUUGCUGGGGUGGGUUCUUUUGUUGACAUCGUUACCUAUCCAUCUUAUCUACAACUCAGCUAUCUUCUUCGCGCUUGGGCCUUGGGAGUAUACAGUUAUUACAGCACCAGUAGGGCCAGUGACGGCGAAUAGGUCCGUCGAUUUUGAUAAGUGUUUUGCUGAUAAUGUCGGGCUUGACCUGGCGACUCUCAAUGCUGAAAUGAGCCGGACGGAUCUUGAGAUGCUCUCGAACGAGAAGUGUCUCGAUACAUUCGCGCAAGACUAUGUAUCCGGACAACGUCUGCUGGUUCUGGUGACCAAUUCUUCGAUGCCCGACGGUGAACCUCUAGGAUUUAUGGGACGAGGAAAUUACCCGACAAUCGGUUCCAAGAGCGGAAGCCCCUUCAGCUGGCUCUGUUAUGAUGAUUAUGACUGCAGCAAAGACAUGGCAAAAGAGAACACCACCGGAGACUGGUCCGUCCAACCAUACAAGUUCGCUACACCCGUCGUAGAGCUUGAGAUACCGACCGAAGCCGGGUUCCAGAACUACUCGACUUUUAACAGCCACGUCGCUACCAAUGCCUACGAUUACAACACGGCUGACAUCCGGCGGCUCAAUGAGAUCCUUGCCACCUAUCCCUCUGAAGAUACGGUACAGGCUGAACUAAAAAAUCCUUCAAACUGGGUAAAUGUCUCCUUUGCCAACAAUGUGAGGGUCCUGGGACAUACAUCGACAUGUGACGCGAGACAAUCACCAAUGUAUCCCGUCGAUUACUGCUUGACGGUUCCGGCGGAGGAAACCUGUCAGCUAGUCUUCAGUCCUCCUAUCUGUUUGAUUGUUAUUGGGUGUAAUGUGAUAAAGCUCAUUUGCACCCUGUUCACCGCGCGUGAUGAUAGAGAGGACGUCUUUCUAACAAUUGGAGAUGCGAUUGCAUCUUACCUUACUUGGCCAGAUCCAACAACAGAAGGAAGCUGUUUACUGUCGAAGCCCCUCGUUGAUAAGAAGACACUGGGUUGGCGCAAGAAACCUGAGAAGAAAAAGGAGUCCACUCAGGAUGAGAUUGAAAACAUCCAAAUAGAUCAGGCAGUCCCGCUAGAACUACCUCCUCGACAACGCUGGUUACAUGCUGUAAGUCCAGGACGAUGGGCCUUCACAAUGACAGUGUUUGUAUGCAUUAUUGUUGCCGCUGCAAACCUCCUCCGCAUCGGAAUCCUCAACUAUGACAAGGGCUACGGGGUCAAAACCAUCUGGGACGGCGGUCUGGGUGAAGUGAGCGCACCAACGCUCAUAGACGGCAUGCCCGUCCCAUCCGGUAUGACGGGGGUAUUCAGCAUGAUCCUGCUAGCAAACACACCGCAGCUGCUUGUCUCCAUCGCAUACUUUCUACUUGAUACCUUGUUGACAUGCAUGCUUGGCGCUGUUGAAUACAAUAGCUACGCCGGUGCUCGCAAGCCAUUGCGUGUUACUUGGCCGCGCGGUGCCCAGCGUUCAACCUAUUACCUGUCCCUGCCAUACCGGUAUAGCCUUCCGCUCCUGGCUGUUUCAGCUGUCCUGCAUUGGCUUGUCUCACAGAGUCUGUUCUUCGUUGAAAUCAUUCCGUUUGAUAUAAACGGUAUAAUGCAAUCUGGUAAUGAGGUUGUUACCUGCGGCUACUCUCCCGUUGCCAUUAUCUUCGCCAUCAUCGUGGGUGGUUCACUGCCUCUUGCGUCAAUACUGUUGGGGCUACGGCGCUUUAGAUUUGCAAUGCCACUGGCGGCGCAGUGCAGUGCGACAAUUAGCGCGGCCUGCCAUCCCUCAUCGCCAGGUGUGGACGACGAAUCCAACCACGCCCUGAAAGCGGUCCAAUGGGGUGGGCUUCCUGGGGUCUUCGAGUCUCCUAAGCCAUUAACGUUCUCAAACCGGAUUAGUAGGGAUAAAGAGACGAAUCGGAGUGGGAGGGAUGGCCGAGGAUACAAUGUGCCGGUGGCAAAUACAGAUCCUGAUACGAUGACGGGCUCCGGUGCUGUGCAAUCUGGGUUCUAUCAUUGUUCUUUUACCUCAGAAGAGGUUCAUGAGCCGUGUCAGGGACGGCUUUACGUAUGA
Penicillium canescens is the source of this 2571-nucleotide messenger RNA. RefSeq lists its product as uncharacterized. NCBI's taxonomy places the organism in Eukaryota, Fungi, Ascomycota, Eurotiomycetes, Eurotiales, Aspergillaceae. The transcript has 3 exons. The coding region runs from base 1 to 2571 and encodes 856 amino acids. The record is from RefSeq and is a predicted model, not a curated record.